AUGGGCAGGAUUAGGCGGUGGUGGGUGGCGAGGAGGAGGUGGUGGGCGGCUAGGAGGAGAUUUAGGCGGCUAGAAGGAGGGGCGCGCGAUCCUGGCUGGGUUGCGCGUUCCUGGGCAGGGGCGCGCGCUUCUAUGCUGAGGCGCGCGCUGCUCUGCUGGGUGGCGCGUGCUGCACUGCAGGGGCGCGCGCUGCUCUGCUGUGGUGCGCGCUGCUCUGCAAGGGCGUACGUCUCUGUGCUGGGUGGCGAGCGCUACUCUGCUGGGGCGCGCGCUGCUCUGCAGGGUGGCGCGCGCUAUUCUGCAGGGGUGCGCGCUGGUCUGCAGGGGCGCGCGCUGCUCUGCAGGGUGGCGCGCGCUAUUCUGCAUGGGUGCGCGCUGGUCUGCAGGAGCGCGCGCUACUCUGCUGGGGCGCGCGCUGCUCUGCAGGGUGGCGCGCGCUGUUCUGCAGGGGCGCGUUCUGUUCUGCAGGGUGGGGCGCGCCGCUUGACUGGAUGGCGCGCGCUACUUAAGGGAGCUUACUACGGAGCGACGGAGCGACUACAGAGCGACUACGGAGCGACGGAGCGGCCCUAG
This is a messenger RNA of Closterium sp. Naga37s-1, 573 nucleotides long. Lineage: Eukaryota; Viridiplantae; Streptophyta; Zygnematophyceae; Desmidiales; Closteriaceae. The record is from the annotation of a GenBank genome assembly.